Molecule: messenger RNA, 1489 nt
Organism: Coccinella septempunctata (seven-spotted ladybird)
Lineage: Eukaryota; Metazoa; Arthropoda; Insecta; Coleoptera; Coccinellidae
Exons: 2
Coding region: 164-1384 (406 amino acids)
Source: RefSeq, a predicted model, not a curated record
UGACUGCCCAUGUUCAUAAAAUAGCCUUGCUUCUACUGUAACAGUAUAAGUUUAGUGCAUAAGUCUACUGUCUAUUUCACUAAACGCACUUAUUUUUUUAUCCCGUUUUUGAAAAUCGCAUAAUAAUUAAACAAAUAUUUAGUUUCAUUGAACAGAAAUAGCUAUGGUGGACAUAAUUUCUGAGAACCACUGCAGAAACAUUCUGCUUCAACAAAACCCGAGCUUCAGCUUCAAAUCAUUCGACGUCAAACCUCUCGUACAAGAAUCACUUGGAGGUCUCAUGGGUCUUCACUACAUUCUGCGAAUCAGCUAUAUGCACAAUGCCGUCUUGCACACACUCCAACUCUUUGUGAAAACCCUGAACAACCAAAAUAAGAUCAUGUAUAAAAUUUCCAGGGAACUGCUGUUUUACGAGAAAGAGGCGCUCUUCUUCAUGAAACUCAUACCGGAGUAUGAAAAAAAUGGGAUUAAUGUGGCAUUUGCUCCAAAUGCAUAUUUUUGUGGUGACUACGCUAUUGUAUUAGAAGAUUUGACUGUUUCAGGUUUCAAGCUUUUUCCAAAGGAAGAACCUAUGGAUAUUGAGCAUUGCUACGCCUGUCUUGCAACAUUAGCAGAGUUCCACGCAUCUUCAAUGAUUUAUGAAAUAAGCAAAUCAAAGAGCAUGGGAACAAAAUACAGUCUUCUGGAGGAUCAAGCAGAUGUUCUCAAGGAUCUCAUAUUUUCCGGUGGAGAUACUUACGGUGAUAAAUAUGUACAAGAAUCUGUACGGGCAUUGCUUGCUUUGGCAGAGCUAGAAUUUGACGAUAGCUCAUCACUUGAAACACUGAAGAAUGUUUUCUCUUCGACCGAACCAACUGGUUACGGAGACUUGUGUUGCGUUCUUCUCCAUGGCGAUUUAUGGAGCAACAACUUCCUCCAUAAAUAUGACGGAAAAGAAAUUUCCGAAUCUAAACUGAUAGAUUUUCAAACUAUCAAAUACGGACCACCUUGUUUGGAUGUGAUUCAGCUCAUCUACACCAACACUAGGAUAUCCCUGAGGAAACAACACUUCACCGAACUGAUAUCGUACUAUUAUCGAAAACUAGAAGACAUUUUUUCGGAGAGGGCUCUUCAACUACAGGAUUAUCUACCCAAAGACCAGUUCUUUGAGUCUUGCGAAACGUUCAAGCUGCAAAUCAAACUUCAAGCAGUUAUAGAUAGGUGUUUAACGGCUAUACCGGACGAAAUACACCAGAAAACUACAUCGGAUGAAGAGAAAUUCUACGAUUUCAUAUUCGUGAACCGUUCGAAGUAUUUGGUUGACUAUUACCUGAACAUUCCGAAGUAUAGGGAAUUGGUGUCUGAGGAUUUGAUAGAGCUGAGGGACAUGCUGAGCAAUUUGUGAAAUUGAGGCAGAUGUACAGGGCAUUCGCUAUCUACCGGACCAAGAUUUUGUUUAUAAAAUGAAUGAUAAAAUAAAACAUUAAAUAAUCGAAGAAACGAGAAAUAA